Stegostoma tigrinum is the source of this 1322-nucleotide messenger RNA. RefSeq names its product Cbp/p300-interacting transactivator, with Glu/Asp-rich carboxy-terminal domain, 4b (gene cited4b). The record is from RefSeq and is a predicted model, not a curated record. Bases 192 to 842 code for a protein of 216 amino acids. NCBI's taxonomy places the organism in Eukaryota, Metazoa, Chordata, Chondrichthyes, Orectolobiformes, Stegostomatidae. Gene Ontology annotation, cellular component: nucleus. Gene Ontology annotation, biological process: regulation of DNA-templated transcription. The transcript is spliced from 2 exons.
UCUAACUGCUCCAGUAACAAGAGGCACGCUUCAGGAGCUCGGUGCAAGUGAAUUUUAAUAAUUAGUGUAAUGUACGAAAUUUCAUAAGCGACUGCGGUUUUAUCCUUUGAGUUUUUGCACUGUUGUAUUCUGUAAGAGAAAGAGGCUUGUUAAGUGUCUCUCCUCUCCUCUUGCUUGCAUCUUCUCUCGGUAUGGCGGAGCACAUGAUGGUGUCGAUGAAUCCCGGGCGGUUUCCUGAUGCUACGAACGGACUCCAGACUUACCGCAUGGGGAUAAACGGACUGCAGAGCCCGCAACACCCUCAACCCGGAUUAAGGCGAGACCACCCCGGCGCUCAGCUCCUGCACUACGGAGGGGCCAGUAUAGACUCGAACGGGGGUAUGAGAGCUCGUCCCGGGGUGAGCAGCCUGCCCGGACAGAUGACCCACCACCCAAUGUCAACCAACGUGAUGUACAGCACGCAGCAGCAGCAACAGCAACAGUUUCUGGGGACUCUGAGCCCUCAGCAGCUCAUGGCUACUAUGCAUUUGCAAAAACUGAACAAUCAAUACCACAAUCACCCGCUGAUUGGGAUGAAUAACGGGAUGGUCAGCACCAGCCAACAGUACCGGAAUCCCAUGAACCCGACCCCUCUGCCUGGGAUCCAACACGUUGCAGCCCCCUCCCUCUCCCUGAACGUUAUGGACACCGACCUCAUUGAUGAGGACGUAUUAACAUCUCUGGUGUUGGAGCUCGGCUUGGAUCGCAUUCAGGAGCUCCCGGAACUCUGGCUGGGACAGAAUGAGUUCGAUUUCAUUUCAGACUUUGUCAACAAGCAGCAGCCGAGCACCGUGAGCUGUUGAGAACGGCCUGCCCCUUUUCUGUUUGUUUUAGCCGGGGAAGGAGGGAGGGAACGGGUGGGAGAGGUAACCAGUCAGCUCCUGAAAACAAGUCCUCCUAAACCUGGCAGCAGGAAACGAAAAGGGGACGGCCUCAUCCUUUUUUUAAGGGGACGUGGACGCUGCCCACCUCUAUACGCCUCGGCAUCACUGUUGUCCCUUUAAACACGCAGCUGUCCUUUUUCGGAGUGUAUUAUAUUUUUUUUGAGGGUCGGUUGAGGUGAGAAUGUUCAAACGACUUGGAACCGAGACUAAUCCAGUUCUCAACAAAAGCAAAUCAUUCCCAAGCAAUUUUUUUCCCUUUUUCUUUUAAUUACAACAGCGUCGGUGCACUUUCAAUCUGAUCGUUUUAACUAUGCCGAUUGGCACGGUGACUUGUCUGCAGUUUUGAUUGUAAUAUGAUUGAAAAUGCUUUUUGAUUAGAACAUAGCCAGCAACUUUGGG